Molecule: messenger RNA, 1899 nt
Organism: Cydia fagiglandana
Lineage: Eukaryota; Metazoa; Arthropoda; Insecta; Lepidoptera; Tortricidae
Product: protein I'm not dead yet-like
Exons: 15
Coding region: 85-1899 (604 amino acids)
Biological process (GO): transmembrane transport; citrate transport
Cellular component (GO): membrane
Molecular function (GO): succinate transmembrane transporter activity; citrate transmembrane transporter activity
Source: RefSeq, a predicted model, not a curated record
GAUAUGAAAAAUUACAAUAUACUCAAAUACAUAAUUAAUAAAUAACGGUAGCCGUGUAUAAACGAAGUAAACGAUCAUCGCAAUAUGGCCGAAAAUUCCCCUGAAAACGACCCAGCUUCGCAAAACGAGGCUGGAGCUUCUGAUAGCAAUGCUCAACAAGGUAGUUCACCUGAUACUGGAUCGUUUUCUCGGAAGCGAGGUAUAGAUCCAGACUCCCCAGUCCCAAUAAGAAAGAAAUGCAAGCUGUUCUUUUGCACCCACUUCGGUGGCAUAGUGGCUUUUGUAGUGCCAUUACUUCUUCUGCCGAUUCUCUCGCCUUUUCCACCGGAGAAGUGGCAAUGGUGUGCCUACACUCUGUGCGUGAUGGCUGUGUACUGGGUAUUCGAAUGCAUCCCGUUGCCCGUCACGUCCUUCCUUCCCCUGAUCAUUUUCCCGCUCACCGACAUCAUGUCUACGCGAACAACUUGCUUGGCUUAUAUUAACGAUACUGUGGUUAUGUUCUUGGGGAGCAUUAUGCUCGCGGCGGCGGUGGAGCAAUCCGGUCUACACAAGCGCUUGGCUCUGUACUCCAUCAAGAUCGUCGGAUACUCGCAUUAUAAAAUGCUGUUUGCUGUUGCUUUUGUGACUAUGUUCAUAUCGAUGUGGAUCACGAACACCGCCGCUGCUACAAUGAUGGUGCCCAUUGUGUUUGCUUUGUUAAGAGUUUACGAAAGUCAAGGACUCUAUAAAAUAUACAAUGUAGAUGAAAAAACGGGAGAAAAAACGGCAACGCCCCUAACAAGCUGUUACUUUUGUUGUAUCACAUUUGCAGCAACAAUUGGUGGCAUUGGAACCCUGGUUGGCACUGCAACUAAUUUAGUUUUUAAAGGCCUCUUCGCUAGUGCAUAUCCUAAGGCGCCGGAAUAUAUAUCUUUUCCCCUGUAUUCUGGAUAUGCUAUACCAUACAUGAUUGUGAUAAAUUUGUAUAUGUACUUAUAUCUUGCGGUGUAUUACAUGGGGCUUUUCAGACCAAAUAGUGCUGCUGCUAAAAGUGUCAAAAUAACCCCUGAGGGUCUAACGUCUGCCAAAAAAAGAGUCGAAAAUGACAUUAAGGCUCUCGGCCCAAUAUCCUGCCAUGAAAUUAUGGUACUAUGUCUAUUCAGCUUAGGGAUAUUGCUAUUUUUUUCACGAGCACCUCAAGUUUUUCCUGGAUGGGCCGAUAGAAUAAGAGAUGCUUUUGGGAUUGAAAGUAAAAAAUUUAUCAGAGAUUCAGCAGCGGCAACAUUUGUUAUAUUUCUAAUGCUGUACUUACCAGCUACCUCGACCAUAUUUAAGAACUGUAAAGCAAAAUUUGUCGACGAACUUCCAAAGGGGCCAAUUCCGUCUUGCCUCAACUGGGGUGUGAUGAAUGCUUCUUUGCCGUACAGUUUUUCAUUUUUACUAGCUGGAGGUUUUGCCUUGUCCACUGCGGCAGGAGCGAAGUAUUCCGAUUUGAAUGGAAAGAUUGGAAUUGUAUUAGAGAAAUUGCAGGGCCUACCCAACGGAGUUAUUCUUUUGAUAAUUAUCUUUUUUACAAUCUUUCUUACUAAUUUUGCCUCGAACGUAGCUGUUUGCAACGUGAUUACGCCAAUAGCAAUGCAGCUGGCUGAGAAAGUGAAUGUGAACCCGCUGUGGUACAACAUUGCGUCUGGGAUCGCCGCCUCGUAUUGCUUCAUGAUACCGGUGGGGACUCCAGGGAACCUCAUUGUUCAGAGCGCCGCAAAUAUACCCACUUCUCAUAUGAUCGUAGCAGGCGCCGGUCCCACUCUCACUACACUGCUAUUCACUUGGUCCUUCAUGUAUUUAUACGCCCCGGUUAUUUGGCCGAUUCUGAAAACUAACAAACCGGAUUGGGUGGGAGAGGCGGCGGCAGCUCCAUGA